This is a messenger RNA of Larimichthys crocea (large yellow croaker), 2416 nucleotides long. RefSeq names its product gamma-aminobutyric acid type A receptor subunit beta2b (gene gabrb2b). The coding region runs from base 807 to 2378 and encodes 523 amino acids. The transcript has 10 exons. Gene Ontology annotation, molecular function: extracellular ligand-gated monoatomic ion channel activity; GABA-A receptor activity. Gene Ontology annotation, cellular component: membrane. NCBI's taxonomy places the organism in Eukaryota, Metazoa, Chordata, Actinopteri, Sciaenidae. The record is from RefSeq and is a predicted model, not a curated record. Gene Ontology annotation, biological process: monoatomic ion transmembrane transport.
CCCAGCUGUCCCGUGGGAGCCGCCUGACAGUGCUCUGUAAAACUACAAGCUACAUAAACAGUUUGAUCUCCUUUAUUCGGCGUCUGCCUCACAUGCAAGUUCACAUCCAUGCGCGGAGGCACUCAUGUCACUGAUCAGUAUCGCCACAAACAUGCAAUAAAUGGCGAAAUACACGAUUAUGGACAAUUAUGGGCAACGUGAGCUUUAUUUCUGUCAUUAUUGCCUGAGCAUUUCACUUCAAAGUGAACGCGUGUAUCCGUGGUUAACUUUGAAAACCCAUUGAUUCGUGCAGCUACAGUUAAGUUGAAUGCUGUCUCUUGCAGUGCUCUCACAUUUACAUUGGGAACCCCCGAGCAUCUCCCGUUGGAGCAGCGGGGUUAAGUGCCUUGCUCACGGACAGUUAAAUGAGUUGGCUGACCGGUGAUCUAAAGAUCGGACAAGUGAGACAACCCCACCCACAUUUUUUUUCACCUCGCUCCUGUGGAUUCGAAUCGACAACUUUACCAUCACAGUUCCCGCUUGUUAAAAAAAAAAAAUAAUAAUAAUAAUAAUCAACAGCCACGCUGUGCGUAAAGAAACCGGGGAGAACCCCCGUGUGCCACCGAGUAACUUGGUUCUCCUUUAAAUUUCCUCCGUGACUGGGUACUACAUCUGCCACUACCAUCAGCAGCAGCAGCGCCGCUUCUUGAUGUUGUGGUAGGGAAUACGCAUGCGCCCGGCAUUGGAAUUACUGCACUGGCAAGAAUAAGUUGGACCUCGACUGUCUUGACUAAAAGAAGAAGAAGAAAAAAACACAUAACACAACUAUGGCAGUGUUCAGAAUAAGAAGAAUGAGGUGUUUUUGCGUCUGGAUGUUCCCUCUCGUAGUGGCUGUGGUGUGCGCCCAAAGUGCCGGUGACCCUAGCAAUAUGUCUUUGGUUAAAGAAACGGUGGAUAGACUGUUGAAAGGAUAUGAUAUACGAUUGAGGCCAGAUUUCGGAGGUCCUCCGGUUGGAGUGGGGAUGAAUAUAGACAUAGCCAGCAUUGACAUGGUAUCAGAAGUCAAUAUGGACUACACAUUGACGAUGUACUUCCAGCAGGCCUGGCGGGACAAGCGGCUGUCCUACUCUGAGAUCCCCCUCAACCUGACCUUAGAUAACCGGGUGGCUGACCAGCUCUGGGUCCCUGACACCUACUUCCUCAACGACAAGAAAUCGUUUGUCCACGGUGUCACAGUGAAAAAUAGAAUGAUCCGACUGCACCCGGAUGGUACCGUUCUGUACGGUCUGAGGAUCACUACCACCGCUGCUUGUAUGAUGGACCUGAGAAGGUAUCCACUGGAUGAGCAAAACUGCACACUUGAAAUAGAGAGCUAUGGUUACACUACAGAUGACAUUGAGUUCUACUGGCGAGGAGGAGACAAUGCCGUGACGGGGGUGGACAAGAUUGAACUGCCCCAGUUCUCCAUUGUGGAUCACAAACUCAUCUCCAAGAAUGUCGUAUUCUCCACAGGUUCCUACCCUCGUCUGUCCCUGAGUUUUAAGCUGAAGAGAAACAUUGGGUACUUCAUCCUGCAGACAUACAUGCCGUCUAUACUUAUCACCAUCCUCUCCUGGGUCUCCUUCUGGAUCAACUAUGAUGCCUCUGCUGCCAGAGUGGCUCUAGGCAUUACUACGGUGCUCACCAUGACUACCAUUAACACCCACUUGAGAGAAACCCUCCCAAAAAUCCCCUAUGUGAAAGCCAUAGACAUGUACCUCAUGGGCUGCUUCGUCUUUGUCUUCUUGGCUUUGUUGGAAUAUGCGCUAGUAAACUACAUCUUCUUUGGUCGGGGCCCUCAGCGUCAGAAAAAGGCAGCUGAGAAGAUAGCUACAGCCAACAAUGAAAAGAUGAGGAUGGAUCCAAACAAGUGGCUGGUGGGGAAUGUAGUUGGCCGAGAUGAUACUCUGUAUGCAAGAAUGAAACAAAGGGAUCUUGAUGGUCAUGACACGAUGUGGGAACCGAUCUUCGUGGAUGACGCAGCACUUGGGCUUGGCGAUCAAAAAAAUAAGAUGGACCCACAUGAAAACAUCCUUUUGGGAACCUUGGAUAUCAAGAACGACAUGGGCGUUUCAGAGCUGGCUCUGGGUCUCAAUGACCCACGAAAUACUAUGCUGACAUAUGACAGCUCAACUCUGCAGUACCGCAAAGCAGGACUGGCUAGGCACAACUUUGGCCGAAACACACUGGAGUGCCACAUGACUCAAAAGAAGAGCCGACUACGGAGGCGUGCGUCACAGCUAAAGAUCACCAUCCCAAAUUUGACUGAUGUAAACUCUAUUGACAAAUGGUCGAGGAUGAUCUUCCCAACUGUCUUUUCUUUCUUCAACAUUGUUUACUGGCUUUACUAUGUCAAUUAAAAGAGAAAGGACAUCAGUGAGGGCAAGAACAAACAGCA